GUUGAAAGGGCGAAUCACAGAACCUUCGUUUCUUGCGAGCUCGGAAAAUUGCUUUCAGCCCUCUCAACCACAGUGGUCCUUGUCGUCUUCUAGACCUAGUUCGCACUGGUUCCUUUCUUACGACAAGUCUAACCAUCAUUACGGACCUCGAACGGACAUCCCAAGUCGAUCUACACGGAAUUGGUCAUCGUUUCAUUGAGCGGCUCAGCGCUCGGUUUUCGCGCUCGGCAUACCAAGAUCCAUUUGAAAUAUAAGACCCCGUCAUCUGCAAAUAUGUUCAUAUCCAUCAAAUUCAACAUACCUCUUGCGGCGUUCGUUAUUCAGCCUUGUGCACUGGAUAACUGGUCUUAAGCUGACCCUCCCUUUCGAUUCUGGUGACGAAGCUAUCCGUUUCCCCGCAUUUCGACGACAUGUCAUCAGAAAGCAACCUUGAAGAUUACGCAAGAGACAAAGAAAUUGGCAAGCAAGAUGGCAGCGAUGCUGAGACUGCGAACUCCAUCGUAGGAGAAACGAUAGCAGAAAAGCCUAGGACCGAGCAACCAGAAGGCCCCCAAGAUGCAGUCAGCAAACCUGCAGCUGGGCCUCCUCCGCCUCCAGAUGGUGGGGUCCAAGCAUGGCUUCAGGUGGUGGGAGGAUUUAUGUUGUUCUUCAAUACCUGGGGAUUGCUGAACACGUUUGGAGUCUUCCAGACGUACUACGAGUCCGGAGCUCUGUUUACCAAAUCAUCAUCCGACAUAUCAUGGAUUGGCGCUAUUCAGUCCUACAUGGUACUGCUGAUUGGCUUCAUUUCGGGGCCAGUAUACGACCGAGGCUAUUUACGAAUGCUGUUGAUUCUUGGUAGUUUUGGUGUCGUCUUUGGCCACAUGAUGCUCAGUCUGUGCCAUAAUUACUGGGAAGUACUUCUUGCGCAAGGAUUUUGUGUUGGAAUGGGGGCUGGUUGCCUUUUCGUUCCUGCAGUGGCUAUCCUUCCUCCUUACUUCAAGAGAAAGCUUGGUCUUGCUGUUGGAUUGGCAGCAAGCGGCUCUUCGUUUGGCGGGAUCAUUUACCCUAUUGUCGUGUAUCGACUCAUUGAUCGCAUCGGAUUCCCCUGGACAGUGCGAGUAAUCGGAUUCAUCGCGUUGGGAACCCUUCUCAUCCCAGUUGCGGUUAUGAAGAUGCGGUUCAAGCCACCAAAGGCGAGAGCACUUAUCGACUGGAAUGCAUUCACAGACGUGGGCUAUAUGUUUUUCGUCGUUGCCUGUCUGAUCGGAUUCAUGGGACUCUAUGUAAUUUUGUUCUAUCUUUCUUACUUCGCCGAGGAUCAACACAUUACAGACACCCAGAUGGCAUUUUAUCUCGUCCCAAUCUUUAACGCCGCAUCUUGCUUUGGUCGAACGGUUCCAAAUGCAAUUUCCGACAAAACGGGAACCUUCAACUUGAUUGCACCAGGAGCUCUCAUUCUCGGUAUCCUGAUUCUCUGUAUGAUCGCAGUCACAACUCAAGCGGGCAUUAUCACUAUUGCCGUACUGUCUGGACUGUUCAGUGGUGUCUUCAUUGCCAUGCCGCCUGUUUGUUUCGUCGCAUUGACAAAAGACAAAAGCAAGAUUGGAACGAGGAUAGGCAUGGGAUACGGGAUGAUUGGAUUUGGUGCACUUGCUGGAGGGCCGGGAGGUGGAAGCAUUUUGGGUCAGUCUGAUCCUUUGAAUUGGACUGGUCUGUGGGCUUUCGGCGGUGUCACGGCUUGUGUAUCUGGAGUCAUGUUCUUUGGUUUGAGGUUUGCCAAGUUCGGCUACAAGCUCAACAUCAAGGCUUGAAAGGUUACGUUACCCGAGCUUGCAAAUUAUCAGAAUGUAUAAUAGAGAAUGUAUAAAUUCAUGAUAGGCGUUACAUUGGGA
This is a messenger RNA of Mollisia scopiformis, 1874 nucleotides long. RefSeq names its product MFS general substrate transporter. Gene Ontology annotation, biological process: transmembrane transport. The transcript has a single exon. Gene Ontology annotation, cellular component: fungal-type vacuole membrane. NCBI's taxonomy places the organism in Eukaryota, Fungi, Ascomycota, Leotiomycetes, Helotiales, Mollisiaceae. Bases 411 to 1793 code for a protein of 460 amino acids. The record is from RefSeq and is a predicted model, not a curated record. Gene Ontology annotation, molecular function: transmembrane transporter activity.